Anoplopoma fimbria (sablefish) is the source of this 1222-nucleotide messenger RNA. RefSeq lists its product as uncharacterized. Lineage: Eukaryota; Metazoa; Chordata; Actinopteri; Perciformes; Anoplopomatidae. The coding region runs from base 119 to 940 and encodes 273 amino acids. The transcript is spliced from 4 exons. The record is from RefSeq and is a predicted model, not a curated record.
AAAACAAAGAAAGAAAAACAAAUCAGUCAGUGAAUGCGACACAGUAGUCAGCCUCGUUAACCUCACUGGAAACAAGAGUGCAGAGAAGAAGAAGUGUUUUGUGAGGAGCUGAAACAAGAUGACUGCACAGAGUCAGGAGGAGAAAAGAUACGACCCCAAAGACACCACUCUGAAGUUUGUCAACAGACCGGAUGACCUGGAUCCUCUACCACCAGAGGAGGGAGACAUGUGUCUCCGAGCAGAGAUGUCCUGCGGUCAUGCCGUCACCCCAGAGUCUCUCACCGGGUGGUGCCGCAGCCUGCUGGACCAGGGCCAAUUCAAAUUUAAGUGCCCUGCUUUAGAGCAAGGCACCCUGCAGAGGUGCGAUGAAGAAUGGUCCUAUCAAGAGGUGCGCAGACUGGCAGUGCUGACAUCUGAAGAGAUGCAGUACUUUGAGGAGAACAUCGCACUUCUGGCAGCCAUAGAGUACUGUGAUUUCAAAACAUGUCCUGGGUGUAAAACCUAUGUGGAGAGAGAGGACCCGAGUAACCUCAACGUGCAGUGCACAGUCUGCACAGGGGACAAGAAGAAACUUUACCACUUCUGCUGGCAGUGUCUGAAGACAUGGAAGGGCCCGGCUCCUCGCUCUGACCGCUGCGACAACGACGGCUGCAUCAACCACGACCUCGAGCUCCUCAAGAACUGCAAGACCACCGCCCUCCCUCAGGUGCAGGGGGUCGACGCGUGUCCCUCCAUCCGGGCCUGCCCCACCUGCGGUCAGAGGGUGGAGCACGACAAAACGGGCUGCAAGAACAUCAUCUGUCCCCGCUGCCAGGUGGAGUUCUGCUUUGUGUGUCUGAAGCUCACUCCCGAGUGCCUGGAGAAGAGCUCCUACUUCAUCCCCUGCAUUGAUGGUGUAGCUCCCAGACAAACCUCCAUACCUGUGUGGCGCAGAAACUAAGAGCCAAUGUGCACACAGUCAUUAAUCACGACGUAGCUUACUGCCUUCUUCUGUCACACUAUGCUGUGCUUUCCCUGUUGGACGAUUCUCUUAGACUAAUAGGCGUAUUUGUUCACUUACUUUGUGAGCAUUAAACAUAUCUACUGUAUUUUCUUAUGAUGUCAUAAAAUGUAUUUUUUGUAACGUUGCCACUGAAAGUUAGAAUUAAUCUCUGUUCGUGGUUCAUAUUUGAUAACUUCAUCACUUAAUAAAGUUUACCCUUUAAAUAAUGAACGUCUCUUU